Messenger RNA from Mesocricetus auratus (golden hamster), 1730 nucleotides. It is a transcript of the gene Miip, whose product is annotated as migration and invasion inhibitory protein. Gene Ontology annotation, biological process: negative regulation of G2/M transition of mitotic cell cycle; negative regulation of cell migration. The record is from RefSeq and is a predicted model, not a curated record. Bases 346 to 1482 code for a protein of 378 amino acids. NCBI's taxonomy places the organism in Eukaryota, Metazoa, Chordata, Mammalia, Rodentia, Cricetidae. The transcript is spliced from 10 exons.
GAUUGAAACUGCCGCUUCCGGAUGCGAAUAACGUUUGUCUGGCGUCCUUGCUCCGCCAGUUGGCCAAUCAGGACAGCUGGCGGAGGCCCCGCCCCACCACUACCCAAUUAGGACAACCAUCGGAGACCCCGCCCAGAGGAGGCGGAGCCCCGAGCUGCUGGGGACCUGGGCUUCCGGGUGCAGAGCGUCCGAGUUCUCUUACCCAAAGUAGCCACUGAUCUUGGGACCAGAGGAAUGUUCCUAUGCCCGGCUAGACCAGGUGGAACCUAGCCUGAGCACUUCCUGUGGGGAUCCUGCAGCCCGAGGCCAGUGAUGUUGAAUGAAAAGCCGUGACCCACGCCCAAGAUGGCAGAGACUGAAGACCCCGUUCAGCUUAGGCUGCUCAGUCUGGAGCUGCUGAAACAGCUGUGGGCUGGGCACGAUGCCAUGUGUCGAUCAGUGGCCCGAGCAGUGUCAGAGCCAAACCUGGACUAUAGCAGCAGCAGCAACUUAGAGAUGCCACUGUCCCAAGAGAGUUCUUGCACCUCCUCAGUGUCCCCAAGCUCACAGGACAAAAGACACGUGUGGGACGCAUUGGACAGUUCUCGAGGAGACACAUCUGAUAUAUCUUGGUAUGACAAGGACAACCACAGGGCGAACUUACCUGCCACAUGCCAACACCGAGAGCCCCAGGAUGGAGUGUGGCCUCCCUCAGUACCCUUGCUCGACACUGAAGGUCUGAAGGGACCACCAAGAGGUCUGGGACCUCACAAGACACAUGUCCCAAAGUCUAUCCUGUCACGACCAAGCAAGUCAUCUAAGCCCAAAGUGACCUUCUCCCAGGAGUCUGCAGUGCCUGAGAGCAGCUGGCGCUUCCGGCCAUACCUGGGCUAUGAUUGGAUUGCAGGGUCCCUGGACAGUAACUCUCCAGUCACCAGUAAACCCGAGGCCUUCUUCUCCGAGCUUCAGAAGUUUCGAGAAGACAACAAAGAAGAUUGCAUUUGCAACUCCCCUGAAGCUGUGUUCCCAGGCCUGCAGGAGAGCAGUGGUGUGGAAGAGAGCCACCAGUGUGUAUACUGUUACCGUGUCAACCAGCGCUUGUUUCCUGUGCCCGCCGAUCCGGGUACCCCUUGCCGCCUGUGUGGGAUACCCCGAGACCAACAGGGCCCUGAGACUCUGGCCGAGCCCGCGCAAGUCAGGGUGAGCAUCCCACUGUCCAUCCUGGACCCCCCACACCGGUAUCGGAUUCAUAGACGGAAAAGCUUUGACGCGUCUGACACUCUGGCUCUGCCUCGGCACUGUCUACUGGGCUGGGACAUCCUCCCUCCAAAGUCUGAGAAAAGCUGUGUCCCCAAGAGUCUUGACCUCUGGUCCUCUGUGUCCUGUGGAGCCCAGCACCGACAUCUGUCAGCCACCAGCCCAUCCGGCCUGGCCUUGCCAGCACAGGUCCCACCGCCGACCUGGUCAGAGCCUCAGGUUCCUCAGCUCCGUCCGUCCCACUAGAAGCCCUGCUGACUGACCACUCAGAAGGGAACGGUACUCUACAGUGCUGAGGAGGCAGUGCCCGAGAGAUGGAGGCCCUCCCCAUGAGGCUGAAACCUGACCAGACGGAAGUGACUGCGGUCUCCUGGCUUGGGCAGAUGGGAGGGUCCAGGCCUGGCCUGGCCCAUUUACCUCCUGGGGGUGGAACUCCAGGGUGGAGGGGGAAGAGAUACUGAGAGGAAUAUGUGAAUAAAACUCAGGGCCCUGUA